GUCUUGAAGCUCAAAGCAUCAGGUCAGCCUCUCCAAUCCUCUACAAACACCACCACCAAACUCCACUAGUAGCCACGAGAAGCGCUAGGUAGGUAGGUAAUAAAUUCCCAAGCCUCAUGUAAUUGUACAUUCUCCUCAUUCUCCAAUCAUCUCCAAUGUUCUGGUCCAUCGCGGCCUAUCUAUAAAUGAAGCUCCUCUUCAUUUCCAGCUCGAUUUUUGUUCUUUCAAUCAGCAUCUUCUACAGUUCGCAACUCAGAGAUAUCUUCUACAGCUUCAAAGCCGUCAAGAAUACAAACAUCAAUACCGAUACAAUCAACCAAACACCAAUUCAACCCAUCACGACGACUUCAAUUCCAGCAGAGACGACCUCUAUGACCGCAGCAAACACAGUCAAAGCAACCAUGUCCAAAGCCCUCUCCCACGCAAAGAUCGUCCCUCGCCGGUCCGCAGACCGCGGACACGCAAACCACGGCUGGCUGAACACAUACCACACCUUCUCGUUCGCCAACUACUACGACGCGCGAUACCAGAACUUCGGGUCUUUGCGCGUGCUGAACGAGGAUCGUGUUGAUGGCGGCAGUGGAUUCCCAACCCACCCUCACCGAGAUGCCGAGAUCUUCAGCUAUAUUCUGAGCGGAGAGUUGACGCAUAGGGAUAGCAUGAUUAAGAAGGGCGCGGAGGGAUCGCAGGGUGAUGAUUUCUACAGGAUGAAGAGGGGAGAUGUGCAGUUUACUACAGGUGGAAGUGGCAUCGCCCACUCCGAACAAAACGAAUCAUCUGAACAAGUCCACUUCCUCCAAAUCUGGGCCCUCCCCUGGUCCCGCGGCCUCACCCCCCGCUACCACACAAAAACCUUCUCCGAAUCCGCAAAACGGGAAGCCUUCCUCCCAAUCCUCUCGCCUCUCAAGGGCGGAAAAUCCGCAACCCCAGCUCAGGAGAAGGCAGCUGAGGCAAUCCUCCCUGACACUAUUCCUAUACAUGCGGAUCUGGUCAUGGCAGCGGGUAUCAUUCCUGUUGACAAGAGGUUCAAGUGGACUAUUGGAGGUGGUGAUGGUGUGGUUACCAAGAAGGCGGGGAGACAUGUGUAUGUGCAUUUGCCGAUGACGAAGGGUGGUGCGUCGAAGGUUAGGAUUGAUGGUAGGGAGGAGGUGGUGUUGAGUGAGGGGGAUGGAGCAUUUAUUAGCGAUGUUAAUGUGGGGGAUGUGUUGAGUGUGGAGAGUGUAGGCGAGGCAGAGGCGGAGGUUGUUGUGCUGGAUAGUGAUUAGAUGGUCUAGGACUCUUCUUUGACCUAACUUUUGUAUUCUCGCUCAAAAUACCAAUUCAUUGAUCUGUACUCAUCUCG
This is a messenger RNA of Cadophora gregata, 1342 nucleotides long. RefSeq lists its product as uncharacterized. The transcript is spliced from 2 exons. The coding region runs from base 186 to 1265 and encodes 359 amino acids. NCBI's taxonomy places the organism in Eukaryota, Fungi, Ascomycota, Leotiomycetes, Helotiales, Ploettnerulaceae. The record is from RefSeq and is a predicted model, not a curated record.